Messenger RNA from Argiope bruennichi, 2889 nucleotides. RefSeq names its product DNA replication licensing factor mcm2-like (gene Mcm2). Bases 114 to 2780 code for a protein of 888 amino acids. Gene Ontology annotation, biological process: mitotic DNA replication initiation; double-strand break repair via break-induced replication. Gene Ontology annotation, cellular component: nucleus; MCM complex. NCBI's taxonomy places the organism in Eukaryota, Metazoa, Arthropoda, Arachnida, Araneae, Araneidae. The record is from RefSeq and is a predicted model, not a curated record. The transcript is spliced from 18 exons. Gene Ontology annotation, molecular function: single-stranded DNA helicase activity; single-stranded DNA binding; ATP binding.
CCGCCAAAUUCGCAGAUAGUGGUACAGUGGAGAGUGAUUUGUGUUUUCCGUCUUUUGUUGUACAUUUUCUUUUGUAAAUAAAUAAAAUAAUACUUAUUGAAAAAUAAUUUAAGAUGGAUAGUGAUUCAUCAUCCUCAGAGAUCCAUGAAAAUGGUGCAGCAUCUCCAAGAAGAGAUCCUUUGACUUCAAGUCCUGCACGUGAUCUGCCACCGUUUGAAGAUGAAUCAGAACUCAUUGGUGGUGUUGGAAAUGAUCAGGAAGAUAUGGAAGAAGAUGGAGAAGAGCUUUUUGGGGAUAAUAUGGAAGCGGAUUAUCGACCAAUACCAGGUCUUGACCAUUAUGAUCCUGAUAUGGUUGAUGACUCAGAAUAUAGUGCAUUAUCUGAGGGAGAUCGCCAGGCUGCUGAAGACGAGAUGCGAAGACGUGAUCGGGAAGAAGGAAGAGGUUUAGGACGUAUGAGACGGGGUUUGCUAUAUGAUGAUGAUGAAGAUGAAGAAGAAAGACCAGUUCGGCGCCGACGUUUAGCUGAAAGAGCUGCAGAGGGUGUCAUGGGAGAUGAAGAAAUGAUAGAGAGUAUUGAAAAUUUAGAAGAUAUGCGUGGACAUACUGUGAAGGAAUGGGUUUCUAUGUUGGGCCCUAAAACGGAAAUCUAUAACCGUUUCAAAAACUUUUUACGAACUUUUGUUGAUGAAAAUGGUCAUAAUCGAUAUAAAGAAAAAAUCAGCCAGAUGUGCAAAGAAAAUAGACAAAGCUUUGAAGUGGACUACAAUGCUAUUGCAUCAGAAGCGCAAGUUUUAGCAUAUUUCUUGCCAGAAGCUCCCACUGAAGUUCUCAAAAUAUUUGAUGAAGCUGCAAAAGAUGUUGUUCUUAGCAUGUUUCCUCAGUAUGAAAGAAUAACUAGUGAAAUUCAUGUUCGCAUUACCGAUCUUCCACUCAUGGAAAACAUCAGAAGCUUAAGACAGUUGCAUUUAAAUCAACUUGUACGAACUUCUGGUGUUGUGACUUGCUCCACUGGUGUGUUGCCACAACUGUCUCUUGUGAAAUUUGAUUGUAUUAAAUGUAAUUAUGUUUUGGGACCUUUUGUACAAAGUUAUGAUAAUGAAGUUAAGCCUGGAACUUGUCCAGAAUGUCAGAGUAAUGGACCAUUCCAAAUAAAUAUGGAGCAGACCAUAUACAAAAAUUAUCAAAGGAUUACAGUACAAGAAAGCCCUGGUAAAGUAGAUGCAGGCAGAUUACCUAGAUCAAAAGAUGUCAUAUUAGUUGGAGAUCUGUGUGAUACUUGUAAACCUGGAGAUGAAAUUGAAGUGACUGGCAUAUAUUCAAAUAGUUAUGAUGGGUCUCUAAAUACUGCUAAUGGUUUUCCAGUAUUUGCAACUGUUAUCAUAGCUAACCACGUUGCCAAAAAGGAUAAAAUUGUGUCUCAAAAUUUGACAGAUGAGGAUAUUAAAGCUAUUAUUGCUUUAUCCAAGGAUGAAAGAGUUGCAGAAAGGAUAGUAGCUAGUAUAGCACCCUCAAUUUUUGGACAUGCUGAAAUAAAGAGAGCUAUUGCCUUGUCUCUCUUUGGAGGAGAAUCAAAGAAUCCAGGACAAAAACAUAGAGUGCGAGGAGACAUCAAUAUUUUAAUAUGUGGUGACCCUGGGACAGCCAAAUCUCAAUUUUUGAAAUACACAGAAAAAAUUGCUCCACGAGCUGUUUAUACUACAGGUCAAGGUGCAUCUGCUGUUGGCUUAACAGCUUAUGUCCAACGAAGUCCGGUGACAAAGGAAUGGACAUUGGAAGCUGGUGCUUUGGUUCUUGCAGAUAAAGGUGUCUGCAUUAUUGAUGAGUUUGAUAAGAUGAAUGAUCAAGAUCGAACUAGCAUUCAUGAAGCUAUGGAACAGCAAAGUAUAUCUAUUUCUAAAGCUGGUAUAGUAACAUCUUUGCAGGCAAGAUGUGCUGUAAUUGCAGCUUCUAACCCUAUUGGUGGACGAUAUGAUCCAUCAAUGACUUUCUCAGAAAAUGUUGAUUUAACUGAGCCCAUUUUAUCUCGAUUCGACAUCCUUUGCAUUGUUAGAGAUCAAGUUGAUCCUAUUCAGGAUAAACAAUUAGCCAAGUUUGUUAUUCAAAGCCAUGUUAAUCACCAUCCAGGAAUUGCAGAUCAAGAUAAGGCAACAUUACCAGAAAUGGAGGAUCCUCUGAUGGCUGGAAUUGAAAAAAUACCUCAAGAUUUACUUCGAAAGUAUAUUAUUUAUUCAAGAGAAAAAGUUCAUCCUAAACUACAUCAGAUGGAUCAAGAUAAAGUAGCUAAAUUAUAUAGUGAAUUGCGUAGGGAAAGUAUGGCUACAGGUAGUGUUCCAGUGACAGUCAGGCAUAUUGAAUCUAUGAUCAGAAUGGCUGAAGCUCAUGCAAGAAUGCAUUUACGAGACUAUGUGCAUGAGGAUGAUGUUAAUAUGGCAAUAAGAGUUAUGUUGGAGAGUUUCAUUGAUACACAGAAAUUUAGUGUUAUGAAAGCUAUGAAAAAGACAUUUUCAAGAUAUCUUACAUAUAAACGUGACAACAAUGAAUUGCUUUUAUAUGUUUUGAAACAACUGAUCCAGGAACAAAUUGCUUACCUUCGAAGCAGAUUCACUACAGAUAUUGAAACUGUAGAAGUUCCAGAAAAGGAAUUGCAGGAAAAGGCUCGACAAAUAAAUAUACACAAUCUGAUGCCAUUUUAUGGAAGUGAUGUAUUUCAUGCACACAAUUUUCUGUUUGAUAAGAAGAAAAAAGUGAUCCAACAAAGAAUUAUUGGAGCAGCUUGAAGUGACAUUUUUUUUGGUUUUAUAAACCAAUCUAUAUGUGCCUUUUCAUUAUUCAGUGUUUUUAGCAUUUUGUAUAAUUCCUAUUCUUUUAUUAAAAUCAAUACAAUUA